AUGGCUCGCACUAAGCAAACCGCCCGCAAGUCCACUGGUGGCAAGGCCCCUCGCAAGCAGCUCGCUUCCAAGGCUGCCCGCAAGUCCGCCCCCUCUACCGGUGGUGUCAAGAAGCCUCACCGCUACAAGCCCGGUACCGUCGCUCUCCGUGAGAUUCGACGAUACCAGAAGUCCACUGAGCUUCUCAUCCGAAAGCUCCCCUUCCAGCGACUCGUCCGUGAGAUUGCCCAGGACUUCAAGUCUGAUCUCCGAUUCCAGUCCUCCGCCAUCGGUGCUCUCCAGGAGUCCGUCGAGUCUUACCUCGUCUCUCUCUUUGAGGACACCAACCUCUGUGCCAUCCACGCCAAGCGUGUCACUAUCCAGUCUAAGGACAUCCAGCUCGCUCGUCGCCUCCGAGGUGAGCGCAACUAA
Fusarium poae is the source of this 411-nucleotide messenger RNA. RefSeq names its product histone H3.1 (gene HHT1). Gene Ontology annotation, biological process: rRNA transcription. The record is from RefSeq and is a predicted model, not a curated record. Gene Ontology annotation, molecular function: DNA binding; protein heterodimerization activity; structural constituent of chromatin. The transcript has 3 exons. Lineage: Eukaryota; Fungi; Ascomycota; Sordariomycetes; Hypocreales; Nectriaceae. Bases 1 to 411 code for a protein of 136 amino acids. Gene Ontology annotation, cellular component: nucleosome.